Sceloporus undulatus (fence lizard) is the source of this 2390-nucleotide messenger RNA. It is a transcript of the gene BIN1, whose product is annotated as bridging integrator 1. The record is from RefSeq and is a predicted model, not a curated record. Gene Ontology annotation, cellular component: plasma membrane; synaptic vesicle; cytoplasm. The coding region runs from base 157 to 2004 and encodes 615 amino acids. NCBI's taxonomy places the organism in Eukaryota, Metazoa, Chordata, Lepidosauria, Squamata, Phrynosomatidae. Gene Ontology annotation, biological process: regulation of endocytosis. Gene Ontology annotation, molecular function: phospholipid binding; tau protein binding. The transcript is spliced from 20 exons.
UUCUGGGGCAGUGGAAGUGGGCUGGGGCCCUGGUGCCUCCUCCCUCCCUCCCUCUCUGCCUGCCUUCCUCCCUGGCAGCCGCCCGGAGCCCCUCUCUCUCCCUGCCUGUCUCUCUGCCUGUCUCUCGGGCCCCUUGCUUCGCGGAAGGAGGACAAGAUGGCUGAGAUGGGGAAGGGAGUCACUGCGGGGAAGAUCGCCAGCAACAUGCAGAAGAAGCUGACCCGCGCCCAGGAGAAGGUGAUGCAAAAACUUGGAAAAGCUGAUGAAACAAAAGAUGAGCAGUUUGAACAGUGUGUGCAAAACUUCAACAAACAGCUGUUGGAAGGAAGCAAGCUGCAGAAGGAUCUCCGGACAUACUUGGCUUCAGUGAAAGCUAUGCAUGAGGCCUCCAAGAAACUGACAGAGUGUUUGCAAGAAGUGUAUGAGCCGGAGUGGCCGGGGAGAGAUGACACUAAUAAAAUAGCAGAGAACAAUGACCUGCUGUGGACAGACUUCCAUCAGAAGCUGGUGGAUCAAGCUCUACUAACUAUGGACACCUACCUCGGCCAGUUCCCGGACAUAAAAUCUCGUAUUGCUAAACGAGGAAGGAAACUUGUAGAUUAUGACAGUGCCAGGCAUCAUUUUGAAUCUCUACACACUGCAAAGAAGAAAGAUGAAGCUAAAAUUGCUAAGCCUGUCUCGUUGCUUGAGAAAGCUGCGCCUCAGUGGUGCCAAGGGAAGCUACAAGCGCAUCUCGUAGCUCAGACUAAUCUGCUGCGGAACCAGGCUGAAGAAGAAUUAGUAAAAGCCCAGAAAGUGUUUGAGGAGAUGAAUAUUGAUCUUCAGGAAGAGCUGCCUUCGCUAUGGAAUAGUCGUGUUGGUUUCUACGUCAACACAUUCCAGAGUAUCGCUGGGUUAGAAGAGAACUUUCAUAAGGAAAUGAGCAAGCUGAACCAAAACAUGAAUGAUGUCCUUGUGACUCUAGAGAAAGCACAUGCAACGAGUACCUAUCCUGUUAAAGCUCAGCCAAGAAAGAAAACUAAACUGUUCUCCAGACUGAGGAAAAAGAUGAGCAGUGACAGUACAAAAGAAAACAAAACUCCCUCAUCUCCACCUGAUGGGGCUCCUAUCACCAGCCCUGAGACCAAGGCAGUCAACCAUGAGCCAGAGCCAUCCACUUUGGAUACAUCUGGGGGAGGCAUCCCUAAGUCUCCAUCUCAGUUGAGGAAAGGCCCUCCCGUGCCGCCACCUCCAAAACUCACUCCAUCCAAGGAGAUGAAGCAGGAGAACAUCAUCAACCUGUUUGAUGACAAUUUUGUCCCAGAGAUCAGUGUGACAACCCCCUCACAGUUUGAUGCUCCUGGACCCUUCCAGGAGGGAGCCAGCCUAUUGGAUCUGGAUUUUGAUCCCAUUAAACCAGAUAACAGCUCCAUAGGGAAGUCACCUACACCUGCAGCUCAGUCUUUGCCUUGGGAUUUAUGGGAGCCUGAAAAGACUCCCUCUAGCAGCGUGCAGUCUAUGGAUCAGUUUCCCGUCGAUAAUCCUAACAAUAGUGCAUUCGAGGUGGACUGGCCUGACCAGCCCACUGUGACUGAGAUUGGCCAAUCCACAGAAGCCACUCCUGCUGGUGCUGAGGCAGCUGGCAAAGAAGCAGCAGCUGGAGCUGAAGCAACUAAAACCGAAACUGACUCAGGAUCUGCCUCAAGCUCUCUGCCUGCUGUAGUUGUGGAGACUUUCCCAGCCACUGUCAAUGGAACUGUGGAGAGUGGAGCUCCCUCCGAGAGAGCUGACAUGCCACCAGGUUUCCUUUUUAAGGUACAAGCUAUGCAUGACUAUGCUGCUACUGAUAGCGACGAGCUGCAGCUGAAGGCUGGGGAUGUUGUUCUGGUGAUUCCAUUUGACAACCCCGAGGAGCAGGAUGAAGGCUGGCUGAUGGGUGUGAAAGAAACUGACUGGCUUCAGCACAAAGAGCUUGACCAGUGUCGAGGAGUUUUCCCAGAGAAUUUCACAGAGAGAGUGCAGUGAAGUCCUGAGGCUCCUAUCUGGCUUCUCUUCAGCAAGGAAGCAUGAUGUGUUUUCACCCCUCUCCCCUGGGGGGAAGUCUAAAAAUAAUAGAGAGAAUUUUAAAGGAACAAAAGCCUAAAAGUUGGAUUCGUCACAGAAAACAGUGUUUUAGAAGUACAUUGAAUUCAAAAGCGUUGUUAUCAAAUAUAUAGGCAAUAAAGAAAGACAGGUUGAAAGCGGUCCUUUUUCCUUUUCCUUUGAAAAGUGCUGGUGUUCAGAAAGUUGGUCACCAAGCAGUCAUUUUGUGUGAAUUGGAAUUAAGGUGUGUUCAGCAGUAUAAAUUGUGAAAUACUAACUACUAAUUGAAAUUACACAAUAAAGUUUACCUUGUGGGAAGGUGCAGUCAA